CGAGGUGGCCCGUGGGCGCCUGGAGAAGCGCAAUUCGGACCUCCUGCUCUUGGUGGACACGCAUAAGAAGCAGAUCGACCAGAAGGAGGCCGACUACGGCCGCCUCAGCAGCCGGCUGCAGGCCAGGGAGGGCCUGGGGAAGAGAUGCGAGGAUGACAAGGUUAAACUACAGAACAACAUAUCGUAUCAGAUGGCAGACAUACAUCAUUUAAAAGAACAACUGGCUGAGCUUCGUCAGGAGUUUCUUCGACAGGAAGAUCAGCUUCAAGACUUCAGGAAAAACAACACAUACCUUGUGAAGAGAUUAGAAUACGAGAGUUUUCAGUGUGGACAGCAGAUCAAGGAAUUAAGAGCACAACAUGAAGAAAAUAUUAAAAAAUUAGCAGAUCAGUUUUUGCAGGAACAAAAGGAGACCCAUAGGAGUCAAUCAAAUGAUGGAAAAGAGUUGGGUAUAAAUGAUCAUGUAGCACCUAAAAUUAUUCCAAACGUGGCUGAAAAUGAUGCAAAUAAGAAUGAGGAACCCUCAAGUAAUCAUAUUCCACAUGGGAAAGAACAAGUCAAACGAAUUGGUGAUGCAGGGAUGCCUGGAGUAGAAGAGAAUGAUCUAGCAAAAGUAGAUGAUCUUCCUGCUGCUUUAAAGAAGCCCCCUGUGUUAGCUUCUCCACAUGAAAGUCAUCAAACAAUCUCCCAUCUUCCAACUGGACAGCCUCUCUCACCUAACAUGGCUCCAGAUUCACAACUAAACCAGAAUGAAAAUCCUGGGAUUUCAAAACAGAACCCUUCAAAUCCUCUUCAGCGCUUAAUUCCAGGCUCAAACCUGGAGCGGGAACCCAGAAUUCAAACAGACACACUAAAGCAGGCCACCAGGGACAGAGUCAAUGAUUUCCACAAAUUGAAGCAAAGCCGAUUCUUUGAUGAAAAUGAAUCCCCUGUUGAUCCGCAGCAUGGCUCUAAACUGGCGGAUUAUAAUGGGGAUGAUGGUAACGUAGGUGAGUAUGAGGCAGACAAGCAGGCUGAGCUGGCUUACAAUGAGGAAGAAGAUGGUGAUGGUGGAGAGGAAGACGUCCAAGAUGAUGAAGAACGAGAGCUUCAGAUGGAUCCUGCAGACUAUGGCAAACAGCGCUUCAAUGAUGUCCUUUAAGUCUAAGGGAUGCUCAAAACCCAAAGUGCUGUGCAUCGAAUCAUCUCUACUUGUCAAUUUUGACUUCUGUUGUAAAGAUCAAUUGUAUCAGUUGUAAAGAUACAUUGAGAUAGAUUUAAGGAGAUUUUAAUGAAGGAAUGUACUAGUGUACAUAUGUGAACUUUUUCAUAUUGUAUUAUCAAAGCAAAUACUUUUUUUGGUUACAACACAGCUGAGCCAAAAACAGUUAAUCUUUGCAUUUAAAGCAAACUAAUGUAAAUUUCACAUUUUAUUGAACCUAAUUUUUUUUUCACAAAAAGACAAACAGGAACAAAUGUUUGUACAGGUUAUAUGUUGCACAUUGUGUAACAGCAAUGAGAAGUUAGUUAUUCAGCUGAAAAGUCUAGACACUAAUACAUUUUUAUUACUCCCCCCAUAGGUAUUCUCUACCACCCCUUGAUUAACACUCUUUAAAGAGUUAUGUUAGAAUAGUUACACACACAGAAAGUGGGGAACGGGAUGCCAAGCCAUGGGCAAUGUGUGUACAGAAUGACCUCCCUGCUCCUUUUAUUUAACUUGAGUGCUGAUGAGAUAGGCCUGAGGCCCGAUGAAAGCCCAGGUCAUCAUAACAAUAUUUAUAAGUUAUUCCUUACUUAGUUCUUGAAGUGGCAGAAUGCAUGGUUGACAAUGAAUUUUUAUUUUUUUCAAGUAAUACCAGUACUGUUUAACUGUAGUCAGCACUGGCUAAAAUUCUUUAUAUUUUCGGAUCUCAGUAUGGUGAAUGUAUUCACCAUUCACAUAUCAGAUCCUGAGAGUGACUAAGUCCACUUUGAAAUGAGUCUGCAAUCAGUACAGCAAAGCUUUUCUGGUAGUUUUAAUGAUUGUAUUUGAUUAGACUUUUCCAGAACUACUAAGUAAGGGAUUUUAACAGGUUUUUAUUAAUAAACAGAUGAAUAGAAGUACCGUGAAGUCUACAACUGUUUUAUUGAAAUAGCUGAAAACUUUGUAAUAAAAAUGAACAUUUGUAAUUAAUGUUAGUUAAGAACCCUCCAAGCUCAUUUGCUAGACUUACAGAAUUAUUUUUAGUGCGUUGUGUCUUUUGCCAUUAUUCCAUUAGAAUGUAUAAGCUAGCUAAUCCUUGUAUUUUUGGUUUCAAGCACUUUUAAUUUGUGUGUGUGUAUGUGUGUGUUCCCUAAAAAUAAAAGGUUUUGAUCAUAAGGGGGGAAAUGUAAGGCUGUAAACCCUGUUUUUUGGAAAGGCUGUUAUUAAUUGCACAUAAACAUGAAAUGGAAAGUGACAUAGCUCAGUGGUAGUGUGAGGCCUAGGUUUGGUUUCCAACACUGAAAAAUAAAUCAUUAUACAUGAAAAGUCCCCACACUAAGGCUCUAUUCAAAAUACUAACCUAUAGAAGAAAUGAUUGUUCACUUACUGAGAUACUGAAGUUCCUAUACUUCAGUCCAAAGUUAUUUAAUGGCCAGGAAAAGAUGAAGUAAUUUAUUAAAAUUUGUUUUUCUACUGUAUCAGGUCAUCCAGUGUUGAGGAGGCAGAGACAAAUGGAUCCCUAGGGCUCACUGGCCAGCCAUCCUGGCCUAAUUAUCAAGUUCCAGGUCCCAGUAAGGGACAGCGCCUGACCCACACACACACACACACACACACACACACACACACACACACACACACACGUUGACCUCUGGCCUCCAUAUAUAUGCACCUACGCCUGCAUACAUGUAACUGCUUGUGCACACACUCUCACGUGUACCAAGAAACCAAACAGUUCAUACUUUUGUUGUCGGUGAAGUCAGGCCUACAGUCAAAAAGUGACAAUUUACAUUAAAAUGUAGGGGGGGUGAUCCACAUCCACAGGGGUGAGCAAGGGGAGCUGAAUCUAUAGUGCUUAGUGGUACUUCAUGCUGUACAGAACCAUAAGGUCUCCUGCCAACUCCAUUGUCAUAAAAACGGUCUCUUGGUGGUGUGCUAGCUAUGCUUACUCGCAAAAAACUUCAUUUAGCAGCCUAGACAUUUUAUAAACUGGGGAAUCUUGGACCAAUUGAUAAUACUUUUGACUGUAUUAACAUUGUAGUGCUAUAAAGUACUAUGUGAUCUCUUUACAUUGUGACAUUCUAUACAGUCUGUAUUAGACAUGUGGUUUUGUUUUGUUUACAGUGUUUUACUUCUGCCUUAAGAACUAGGGUUGUUUGUUUUGGUUUCUUUUAAUGUAUUUUCCAUGAAUUAAGUGUUAUUUUGACAGGAACGCUGCUUUUAAAAAUCUUACUGGGUUCUAAUAAAUUAAAAGUUAAACUUGUUU
Molecule: messenger RNA, 3425 nt
Organism: Cricetulus griseus (Chinese hamster)
Lineage: Eukaryota; Metazoa; Chordata; Mammalia; Rodentia; Cricetidae
Source: RefSeq, a predicted model, not a curated record